ACAAAAACGGCCGACGGCUCCGGAGUUCACCUCAGUCGACGCGCUACCACCGAGAGAGGUUCAGUGUGAAAAACUGCUGUGUUGUGUGUGAAGCGUUAACGUGAAAAGUCGUAGUGAUGGCCGCCUGUAAAAUUGAGCUCACGUUCGAGAAUGGCUACAAAAUGCCGGCCCUUGGUUUCGGCACUUGGCGGGCUCCGGAUGAUGAAGUGGAGAAAGCGAUCGACGAGGCCCUUACGGCCGGCUAUCGGCACAUCGACUGUGCGCCGGUCUAUCUGAACGAGCCCACAAUCGGUCGGGUGCUACGCAAAUGGCUCGACAGUGGGCGAGUGACCCGCGAGGAGCUGUUCAUCGUAACAAAGCUGCCACCGCACGGUACGCGCCCAUCGACGGUGGAGAAGUUUCUUAAGCGAUCGUUGACCGAUCUUCAGCUCGAUUAUGUCGAUCUUUACCUGGUCCAUGUGCCGUUCACGGUGCCAGAAGUGGACGGACCGUUUCUCACGGACGACAACGGUGAGAUCGUGCUAGAAACAACGACCGACCAUGUGGCCCUGUGGAAGAGUAUGGAAGCGGUGGCCGAUGCCGGGCUCGCACGCAGCAUAGGACUAUCGAAUUUCAACCGCCGGCAAGUACAGAGAGUGCUCGAUAAUUGCCGAAUUAAGCCGGCUAACUUGCAGAUUGAAAACCACAUCUAUCUGCAGCAGAAGGAACUGGUAAAGUUCUGCAAAGCAAACGACAUAACGGUCACCGCGUACUCGCCUCUCGGCUCCAAGGGAAUCGAAAAGCUUCUCAACCGUGAGGUUCCCGACCUGUUGGACAAUCCGGUUGUGAAGCAUGUUGCCGAAAGGCACGGAAAAACUGCGGCCCAGGUUGUACUGCGCCAUCUACUGCAGCGCGGACUGGCGCCGAUUCCGAAGAGCACUAACGCGGAACGUUUGCGCCAGAAUAUUGCACUUUUCGACUUUGAACUUCCGGAUGACGAUAUGGUGAAGCUGAACGAACUCGAUCAGAACAUACGGAUCUGCGACUUUGGAUUCUUUCCCGGCAUCACGAAGCAUCCGGAAUUCCCUUUCUAAGGUGACGAACAAAGCCGUUGAUUUUUUGAAAUAUUUUCUAUAUUUUUUACUAAUUUGUUAGUUGCUAUAAAUUCGCACGUUGAUUAAAAAAAAUCCAACGCUAGUAGUUUCGCUAAACGCUGGCCAACGCUUUCUACACGCAACGGUGCCCCUACAUGCUCCCAGCUCUUUAGUCGCGCUUUUGCGCGAAUCUUCGGUAAUCUUUCGUUUUAAUAGUAUUGGCAUUAGGAUAAAUAUAUUGUUUUGUCAGUAUCUGUGUUUUAAAUACUAUCACAUCGAGAUUUUUUCUAGCUAGCCUUCGUUGGACACUAUUCAUCCGUUACGUCCUCUUUGGGAGUAGAAAGAAAAGCAGAAAAUGGGGAAAAGCAGAAGUUUAAGCUCCACUUUGGUAACACAUUUUUAAUGGUGAGACGAUGGCAGAAGGUUCGAGGCGGAGCGAACUAGCGGACCGAAAGGUGGCAUUGCCUGUGCCGAUGCUGUUGCUCCGGAUCCUUGGGCUCCGUCCGCCGCCAUCUGUUCCUGGAAUGUGGCGAACCGGAAAUGGUUCCUGUCGGGACGAUAACAGCGCAACACGGUUGGCCAUUUUCAGUGACAUCCCGAAACCGAUGAGAAUGGAAACGCACAUUGUCGAUUUACAGUUGUAUAAGUUAUGUACAGCAAGUAAAAGUAAUCGUACAAAUAUUAAGCAUAAAGUGAACAAAA
This is a messenger RNA of Anopheles cruzii, 1775 nucleotides long. RefSeq names its product 1,5-anhydro-D-fructose reductase. The transcript is spliced from 7 exons. The coding region runs from base 117 to 1073 and encodes 318 amino acids. The record is from RefSeq and is a predicted model, not a curated record. Gene Ontology annotation, cellular component: cytosol. Gene Ontology annotation, molecular function: aldose reductase (NADPH) activity. Lineage: Eukaryota; Metazoa; Arthropoda; Insecta; Diptera; Culicidae.